Messenger RNA from Anopheles merus, 1090 nucleotides. It is a transcript of the gene bond, whose product is annotated as elongation of very long chain fatty acids protein 4. Gene Ontology annotation, biological process: fatty acid elongation, saturated fatty acid; sphingolipid biosynthetic process; fatty acid elongation, polyunsaturated fatty acid. Gene Ontology annotation, cellular component: endoplasmic reticulum membrane. Bases 137 to 970 code for a protein of 277 amino acids. Gene Ontology annotation, molecular function: fatty acid elongase activity. Lineage: Eukaryota; Metazoa; Arthropoda; Insecta; Diptera; Culicidae. The transcript has 4 exons. The record is from RefSeq and is a predicted model, not a curated record.
GCGAGCUUGAGCGGAGUACCGAACCAGCAAUUCUCAGUCUGUUCCGGAAGCGGUGUACCGAUCAGGAGGUUGCAGUUUGGUGUGAACAACGCUGAAGUUUGGUGUGGAACGAACGAAAGUGAAAAAGUGGAGCAAGAUGAGUAACUACGUGGAAAGAAUGUCGGUGCAGUACCACAAUUUUUCACAAGGGGCAGAUCCUCUUAUCGACAGCUGGCCACUGAUGCAAACGCCCACACCGAUCCUCACAAUCUCGGGCCUCUAUCUACUGUUCGUCCUUUGGAUCGGUCCCCGGUGGAUGGAGCAUCGGAAACCGAUCGAGCUGCGGCGCACACUGAUCGUGUACAAUGCGGCCCAAGUCAUCAUCUCGACCGCGUUCUGUCUGACGCCAUUCUUUACCGGCCUGUUUGGACAGUACCUGUCGAUGUCCUGCGGUGAACCAAUGACUGGCAUUAGCAAAGAGCUCCAGCUGUCGGUAUGGAACGGUGCCUGGAUGUAUCUGCUUCUCAAAAUCAUCGAGCUGCUUGAUACCGUAUUCUUCGUGCUGCGCAAGAAACAGAACCAGGUCUCAUUUCUGCACGUCUACCAUCACACAAUAAUGGUGCUGUUUACGUGGUUCUAUCUGAAGUACAUUCCCGGUACGCAAGCAGCUUUUAUCGGUGUGCUGAACUCGUUCGUGCACAUCUUCAUGUACACGUACUACCUACUGGCGGCCCUCGGACCGCAGUCGCCCAAGCAGAAAAAGCUCUGGGACCAGAAGUACCUGUUCUGGAAGCGCCAUCUGACGACACUGCAGCUCCUGCAGUUCGGCAUUAUGCUGUGCUAUUUCGUGCUGAUCAACAGCAUGCAGUGUCAGGUGCCGCGUGCACUGACGUACUUUUUCGUCAGCAACAUUACGAUCUUUCUGUUUCUGUUCAUCAACUUUUACCGGCAGGCGUACAGGAAGCGGCCCGCUACUGCGAAGGCGGACUAAUCUCGGCCAUUUGGGUUGGAUUUCAGUAAUGUUUAAAUGUGUUUUAUUUAUUUGCUAAACCAGUCAUCAGCUGUCUCUUAGUGCUGUAAUAGCUUAGAAAAACGAAAAUAAACUCUACUG